AUGGUAUCAAGAUCCUUCUGUAUAGGUACUAAAAACUUGAAUAGUUUUGAUAACGAAGAUGAAGAAGAUGAUCUACUUAGUAAAAAAGAUGUAGAAAGACUCACAAAUUUGUGGAAAACCAUGAAAGAUAGUAAAAAGCAUCUGAAUAAUAGCAAAACGAACAUAAAUGCAAGCUUUUUGAAUACUAAUGCGCCUCAUCAUUUGAAUAACUCUUUUAAUAAUCAUACUAUGAAAUAAAAUGAUGAUUCUAUUUGCGAGUAAUUUGAUAACAAUAACAACAAUGAUAUUUCUUUAAAUAUCUCUAAAAUUCCUCAUAUACCAAAAUAAACAGAUGCAAUUUUACUCCAAAAAGCUAAAGACUCAAAUAAGCUUUUAAUCAGAAAAGUUAAAGAAUAGGAAGUUGAAUUGGAGUAGUGCCAUUAAAAAAUUGCAAAAUUAGUCAGUUAAAAUUAAACUCAAACGAAAUAAAUCAGCGAGUUAUCAUAAAAGCUUGAAUAAUACGCUAUCAGUUAAAAAGAAAUAUUGGAAAAAUCUAGACUUAACACAAACAUGAUAGAGCAAAGUCUAGAGGAUAAAGACAGAAUUAUGGAGGAUUUGAAAACUCAGCUUUAAGAAUCAAAGGACUAAGUACAAAGAAUGAUAAACUCAAACAAAGAAAUAAUGAAUGAAAAUUCUAAAUUAAUUGAAUAGUUAGAAAGCAAAACAGUUGAAAAUGAAAGGAUUAAGGAUAGAUUGCAAUAGGUUGAGAAAUAUUUGGAAGAAAUAUAUAAUGAAAAAUAAGCUAAUGGGGUUAAUUAAGUAGAAAUGGAUUAUUUAAAAUCAGAUAUUGAAAGAUUAUUAAAAUUAUUAAAAUCAACUUAAGAAUAUAAGGAACUUUCAUUUAUGGCAGAAGAAAGUAUGUCAAUUAGAUAUCUAAAGAAUAAUCCCAGCUUUUUGAAGAAUUAUAAAUCAAACAAUUAGAAUUCUUCAUCUGUUGAUUUAAAGUAAAGCACCAUUAAGAGAAAUUGCUGUGGUUGUUCUGCCUAGGUAAAACAGUAGGAAGUAAAUGAAAAACAGCUUUGGGUUCCAAAGGAUGCAUUCUAAUUUGCAUUUUAAAUAAGCUAAAAAUACAAUAAAAGACUAACAGAAGAAAUAAUUGAAGAACUACUAUAUGGAUUAAACUAAAUAUGGUCAAAUAGAGAAAAAACUAUAGUUGAUAAACUCAAAAGAUAAUAUGAAACAGAAAACAAAGAGCUUAAAAAAUAACUGAAUAAAAAUCUCACUUAUGAUGAAGUUUAAGCAAAAAAAAAGAUUUAAAGAUUAAAAUCCGAAUUAAGUAAAACAAGGAAAGAAAAUGACUUCAGUACUCUCAACACAACUCUUCCUUUGCCACCUAGUAGAGGAAGCAGCUUAAAUGGCAACUCUCAUUAGUGUAAAUAGUAAGAAAAGAUUAUUUACUUUUAAGAUGCAAUUAGAUUAUUUUAGGAGUACGAGUCUGAAAUAAGAAUUGGCAAAGAAGAAUUGUAAGAAGCCAAGAACAAAAUAAGAUAAAUAGAAGAAGAUGCCUCUUUGUAUGAUAAGGUUAUUUACAUGGAAGGAGCUCUAUGGAUGAUUGAAAAAAUAUUAGCUGAUGUUAAUAAAGUAAAGCAGUAGUCAUUUAACUAGUUAAAUUAAUAUUAAUUGGAUUUAGACAAGCUCCUUCUGGUUACCAACAAUAACUCUGAAGAAGAAAUAGAUGUCAAUGCUGUAUUAAAAUUAACAAAGAAUUUAGUCUCUGCUCUUUCUCACUUAAACCAAUCUUUGAAUGAAAAAUAUCAUAAUUUAAAAGAUUCCACUUAAAAGUAAAUUGAAAAAAGCAGCAAGGCUUAACAUAAAUUGAAAAAGUAAAGAAAAGCAGAUACUAAUUAGCAUAAUUAAGAGAACAUAAAUACUAUGAACAGUUUAAAUAAAAAUGCUCAUAGCUAAUACGAUGAUGACUAUGAAAAAGAGUAGAAUAUAAAUUCAGCAGUUAUAUCACCAAUAAGCAUAAAUAACCAUAAAUAAUACCAUUCUUAUAACAAUGUUGAGUCUAAUACUACAACUUAAAGAGUUGUCGCUUCAAAUUUAAUCCCUUAAGUUUACAACUCUAACAGUGUUUACUCAUCUAAUCAUAAUAUAAAUAAUUAUUUAUCUGAGCACAAUUAAAACACUCAUAUCAAUCAUAAAAGUGCCAAUAAUAUAGACUCUUCCUCUCACAGAUAAAAUAACCACUAUUCCGCAAUAAGUACACCUAUAUAAUAAUAUUACUCUAGCAGCCACUCAGGAUAAUAUAAUUCCAGAUUAAAAGAUAUAUUUGAUGAUUCUAUAAAUUAAAGACCUAUCUAAGAAAAAUAAAAUAGAAACUUCAUAGAGUAAUGA
Molecule: messenger RNA, 2376 nt
Organism: Tetrahymena thermophila SB210
Lineage: Eukaryota; Ciliophora; Oligohymenophorea; Hymenostomatida; Tetrahymenidae
Exons: 7
Source: RefSeq, a predicted model, not a curated record